Messenger RNA from Monomorium pharaonis (pharaoh ant), 1274 nucleotides. Its product is annotated as 17-beta-hydroxysteroid dehydrogenase 13. Bases 270 to 1187 code for a protein of 305 amino acids. Gene Ontology annotation, cellular component: lipid droplet. The transcript has 8 exons. NCBI's taxonomy places the organism in Eukaryota, Metazoa, Arthropoda, Insecta, Hymenoptera, Formicidae. The record is from RefSeq and is a predicted model, not a curated record. Gene Ontology annotation, molecular function: oxidoreductase activity, acting on the CH-OH group of donors, NAD or NADP as acceptor.
GUUCUCGCUUUCGUUAACGUGAGAAAACAUGUGUCCUACUUAUUAUGUUUCGUGCACAACGGUUCAGAAAGAUAUAGUUGAAGUGCCAUAAUUUUAAAGCUUCGAAUAGUAACAUUUAUUUGAAUGGUUUUUCUUUGUAAAGUGAUCAAUCAUAUAUUCUUAUUUCCAAAAAAAUAUUUUUAUAUGUUUAUAAAGUGAAACAAUCAAAGAAUUUCUCAAAUCAAACAGCUGUUAUUUUUCAGAGUGUUAUAAUUAAAGUGGACUUUAUUAUGGAUGCAAUUAAUAUUAUCCAAAUUGUGAUUAAUGUGUUGCGGCUUAUAUUGCAAAUUUUAUAUUACAUUUGCCAAAGCGUGUAUUAUAACUUCUUCGGAUUACCGGAAAAAAGCGUGAUCGGUGAGAUUGUUUUGAUAACAGGUACAGGUCACGGUAUAGGAAAGGAAUUGGCGAUUCAAUAUGCGUGUUUGGGUGCAACAAUAGUAUGUUUAGAUAUAAACAAGCAGGCAAACGAAGAAACAGUAAAGGAGAUUAAAACAAUUAAUAAAAAUGCAUAUGCAUAUCAAUGUGAUGUAACUAGAAGAGAAGAUGUUUUUGCAGUAGCCAAAAAAGUGAAGGAAGAAGUCGGCGAUGUCACAAUCUUGGUUAACAAUGCCGGUAUAAUGCCAUGUCAUGUUUUACUAGAUCACACAAUCAAUGAAAUUGUACAACUCUUCAAUGUUAAUGUAUUAGCACACUUUUGGAUAUUACAAGCAUUUUUACCAAGUAUGAUUGAAAAAAAUUAUGGUCACAUUGUUGCACUCUCGUCAAUAACAGGCAUCGUGGGACUUCCUAACUUAGUUCCUUAUUCUGCUACAAAACAUGCGGUCCAAGGUCUAAUGGAUGCACUGGAGAACGAAUUACGAGUAACCAAUAAUGGAAAAUCUUUUAUCAAAUUCACUACCAUAUAUCCUUACAUGGUAGAUACGGGGCUUUGCAAAAAACCAAAAAUAAAUAAGAUGUUGGAAGCAUUUUUACUGUUAAGCUCAACGAAAGAUACAGCGGGACAAAUAAUUAAAGCGCAACGGCAAAAUAUAAAAACAAGAUCUGUACCAUCAUUUUGGUUACCACUUGUGUCAUUCGUGCGGCUAUUACCCGAAAAUGCACAAACCAGUAUAAUAGAUUUCAUCGAUUCUGGUGUCGAACCAAGUUAAUAUAUAUAUAUGUGUGUGUAUUAACCCGGAUCAUACUUGGUAAAAAUGCUUGUAAUAUCUGAAAAUAAUUAUAUAAUUUUACAAGAG